This is a messenger RNA of Macrobrachium nipponense, 1528 nucleotides long. RefSeq names its product tRNA (uracil-5-)-methyltransferase homolog B-like. Gene Ontology annotation, biological process: RNA processing. Gene Ontology annotation, molecular function: RNA binding; RNA methyltransferase activity. Lineage: Eukaryota; Metazoa; Arthropoda; Malacostraca; Decapoda; Palaemonidae. Bases 18 to 1319 code for a protein of 433 amino acids. The transcript is spliced from 9 exons. The record is from RefSeq and is a predicted model, not a curated record.
CUAAUUUGAAUCGUCCAAUGUCAGAGCCAGUCACAGCAGAAAAUCAGUAUGAAAGACUUGCACAAGUGGUUACACCGUUGUACCAGGUGCCGUAUGGUCAGCAGUUGAAGAUGAAACAGAGUAAAGUCCAUGAGAUAAUGAAAACACUUGGUGAGCAGUUGAAAAGUAUUAAUGCCCCAAUUACUAGACUGAAGAAAGGUCUUCCUUGUCCAGUGGAACCUAUAAGACCAUCCCCUGACGUUAUUGCUUAUCGCAACAAGGAUGAGUUUGGUGUCCAUAUAGGAGUUGAUGGCAAUCCUAAAACUGUUGGUUUCUAUGUUGGAAAGCCAGUAGAUCCCUUGAUGACGUGUGUACCUUCAACUUAUCUGAUCAAUAUGAAGGAAUCCCAUAAAGACAUUAGUAAGAAAUUUCAGACAUUCAUACGUCAGUCAUCACAUGAAGCAUGCCAUAGGUUUGACACAAGUGGAGUUUGGCGCAAUUUUCUAGUGCGUUCCACUAGGUCAGAUGAAAGGAUGGCUACAGUUUAUAUUCAUCCUCAAGAUUUAACAGAAGAUGAACAAUUGGAGAUCAUGGAUGAUUUAAGAAAUUUCUUCUUCCAUGGAGAGGGUGCAGAAUGUGAACUUGACUCUUUAUACAUGCAAGCCUGUAGACACACUAGAUGCACGAGAGAGCAAGCGCCAUACAAACUUAUUGAAGGGAAGGAGUACAUUACAGAAAAUUGUGAAGAUUUAUCUUUUCGUAUAUCUCCAGAUUCUUUUUUCCAGAUCAAUACUGGGGCUGCUGAAGUUCUAUAUAGAACUGUUAGAGAAAUUGCUGAGGUGUCUCCUUUAACAACAUUAUUAGAUGUUUGUUGUGGAACUGGAACUAUCAGCCUUGUCAUGUCCCCUUAUGUGAGAGGAAGCGUUGGAAUUGAAGUCACAACUGGUGCUGUAUUAGAUGCAAAAGAAAAUGCUAUUAUUAACAAUAUUCCCAAUGCCCAUUUUAUAGCAGGAGCUGCUGAAAAAGUGCUACCUCGAAUAGCUCCGGAUCUCAACUGCUGCUCUGAUGUUGUUGCCAUAAUGAAUCCUGCUCGUGCAGGCCUCAGGCCAGAAGUUAUUCGUGCCAUUCGACAGUGUGAAGCAAUAACUAAACUUGUAUAUAUCAGCUGCAAACCAGAAGGUUCCGCGAUGGAAAACUUUGUGCAAUUAGCUUCAACUCAGGGCAAAGGAAAAUUAAAGGACCGUAGCCCACCAUUUCUGCCUAGAUAUGUUGUCCCAGUGGAUAUGUUCCCACAUACUCACCACACUGAGGUAGUUAUUCUUUUUGAAAGACUAAAGUAAUGUCUUGACUGGAGAUUUGAUAUAAAAAUUACAUAUUUACAAUAAAUUGCAGUUUUGGUGCAAUAUACGUUUACAUUUUCCUUCAAACAGAUGUGUUAAGUAGGAAAGUUUUAGAAAAAUUUGUGAAAGGUAGCAGUUUAAGGAUAUAUAUAUAUAAUUCUGUUCAUGGCAUCUAGACUAUAGUAUUUGAUUAAAAAAAUAUUAAUCUC